Messenger RNA from Pocillopora verrucosa, 1184 nucleotides. Lineage: Eukaryota; Metazoa; Cnidaria; Anthozoa; Scleractinia; Pocilloporidae. The record is from RefSeq and is a predicted model, not a curated record.
AUCACCGAAGUGUUUUCAAAUGUUUUGUGGUUGCAUAUGGAAUUGUAGUCUUAGUUCCAAACCCAAACCGUUAUGCUCUCAGCUUUCAUUUGUAUAGAGCUGGCCAGCUGAAGACCACAAAAUGGAAACGUGGUUUUGGAUUCUUGGCUGGUCUCUUUCCAUCCUGACCUUGACUGGAAAUGGCUUUAUUAUUUUCCUUAUUUGCAAAACCAAUGCGUUUGUCGUUUUUCUCGCAGUGGCGGACUUCUGUGCCGGCUGGAGUGCUUUUCCGCCGCUUUUCGUCUGCGAGGAGAUAAUUGGAUGCGACCCUACGGCCUUCAUAGCCAACGGGGUGGAUUAUUUCAGGUGGCUGUUUAUGUAUGCGUCUGUGACAAACUUGUACAAUUUAGUCCUGGAUCGCUACAUUGCUAUUGUGAGGCCGUUAAGUUACUUGACUCUUAUGACACGCAGAAGCGUUUUUCAGAUGAUUUUCAUGUCUUGGACCAUUCCAGUUGUCGUUCUCUUGGCGUUUUUACUAAAUUGGCUUGUUUUAGAAGAGAUUGUAUUGUUUAAAGUGCUCAUCUCAAUUUUAAUGGUAUUUUUAGAAAUCUUGCCGUCUUGUGUGUUAAUGUUCUGCUUUGGAUCAAUGUAUUAUAUUGUUUAUAAGCACGAAAGAGCCGCCCGCAUCUUAGCAAACCAACUCCGCUUUAACCAAAGAUUUUUGUUCAGAAUCAAGGAAAAGGCUGCCGUGAAAAUAAUGGCAAUUGUUAUUGGUAUAUUCCUUUUAGCCUUCUCAUUCGCUAUACGAUGUAGCUUCAUACACAUUUUGAAAGACGGAAAACCGUGUGAUGAUAAAGAAUAUAAAAUUCCCCUUCUUGUAUUAAACUCCGUUAUUAACCCCUUCGCUUAUGCCGUCUUCAAGAGAGACAUAAACAUGGAGAUAAAACGGUAUAUUUGCUGCGUCAUUUGUAAAAAGAAACAUCACAGUGAUCCAAUUUAUGAAAACAAUAUUUUUUAUCUUGCGCAACUACAACGCCAGAGCAGUAUAACUUGAAUAAACUCUUACUCAACCAGAAUUUGUCUUGAACUUUUAAUGUUUGUUUCACGAUCGAGUUAACAGCCUAUAACCUAAAUAUGAAAUUAUAAUUAAUAAUUUGCUUAUGGUGUGUGCAUGAUGACAAGAGUAGAUCAUAACAAUAACAAAG